Molecule: messenger RNA, 2238 nt
Organism: Dictyostelium purpureum
Lineage: Eukaryota; Evosea; Eumycetozoa; Dictyosteliales; Dictyosteliaceae
Exons: 3
Source: RefSeq, a predicted model, not a curated record
AAUAGAACUCUUUCAAAUUGUAAAUUUCAAACCUUAUCUUUUGUAAAUAGUGAUCUUAGAAGUCUCUCUGUAUUAGAUGGUGAUUUACAAGGAACUAUUUCUUCAUAUUCAUUACCACAAAGUUUAGAAGUAUUAAAUAUUGAAAAUGCACGAAGUAGUUUUUUACCAACACUUUCUCAAAUUCCAAAUUUAAAGGUGUUCAAUAUUCCCGAUAAUAUUAUCGUCAGUACUAACUAUUUGCCUGCAUUUGAAAAAUUAACAUUCGUUAAUUGCUCAAAUAGUCAAAUAUCAGGUACAGUUCCAGAGACUUAUUGUACAAUUCCAAAUAUAGACUUGAAAUUAAACAAAUUUAUUAGUAUUCCAAAUUGCUUCUAUUGUCAUUGGUCAGUCGUAUCCAAUUGGUUCUCUGGCAAUACCCAACCUCUUGGAACACCAAGUGGGUUUGUGUGUCCAUUUUCUGUAUCACAGAAUAUAUUUAGAGUUUUAUCAGUAGGAGAGAUGCUACCAUUUACAGGUGAUAAUUUAGGCUGGGGUUUAACUGGUUCAGAUCAAGCAUUACAUGUAGUAACUCCAAAUAAAGCUUUUUCAUAUGAUUUUCCACCAAAGUCUCAAGGCAUUACUGAAAAAUUAAUUUCUUUUUCAAGUGAGGUAUCUGUUUUAUUCAAAUGGGAAUAUUAUGACUUGACCAUUGGAAGUGUAGUUUUUACUCAAAAUUCACAAAAUGUAACUGUUGUUAUUAUCGGUCAAUUUGAUUCAUCUUCAAAAGUGUUUUUAAAUAAUAUCGAGUAUACUCCAGUAUCUCGUAACGUCACAACUAUCCAAUUAAAGCUUAACACCUCUUUUAAAGAAGGCUUUGUAGUUGUUAGAAUUCAAUCAACUAAAACCUCAACAGCAUUCAACUCUGUUUAUAAACGUUCUUUCCCAAUUAUUAAUUCAGCCUCCAUAGCUCCAAAAACAGGUGGUCAAGUAACAUUGUAUGGUAGCUUCUAUUAUUUGAAUGACAAUGGUGAAAUAAACCCAAUGCCAUCCACAAUUACACCUCUUCCAGAUACAAAUACUGGUAGAUCUCUUUUACAAAUUACCGAAGAAACCCAAGAUCUUAAAGUUUAUGUUAACGGUGCACAGUGUCCAAUUACAUUUUCAAAUUCAUCCAUUGUUAUUUUUUCUGCUCCUUCCCAAACAAAUGGUGGCUUUGUAAAUAUUAUAGUCGAAAAUAUAAGCUAUAAUUUUACUUCAAGUAAAGUUUUGUAUUAUGAGGUUGUAAAUAACGAGUGUUCCCAAGCUUGCCAAAACGAUGGUACUUGUGUAGCAGGUUCGUGUAAGUGUGUUGGUGACUACUAUGGUCCAACUUGCCAAUUGAAAAAGCCUGCUGCAAACAGUUAUAGCUUAAAGUCCGAUGAAACAAAACCAUCUGCCACUUAUUCAUUUGAAAAAGUUGACUUUGAAUUCUCUUUGAAAUCAGUACAAGAAAUUUCAAUCGAUGGAUCAGUUGUUAAACAAAUAAACACUACUGAUUGGAAAGCCCAACAAGUUCAGGUCGAAGGUUUAGGAAGUGCCACACAAUAUACAUCUACUCAAACCACAGGGGAUACUAGUAUUGAUGUUAUCGUUGCAAUAAUAGAUAAAGCUACAACUUAUCAAUUUGCAGGUGUUUCUAUGGAUUUAGAACCAAACCAAGUUAAAGUUUCAAUGAAUAUCAGCAACUGGGAUUAUGAUUCAUCAUUAAACACUUUAAGAGCAAUUUUCAUUUCGUCAUCAAAGAGCACUACGAAUGAAGAUAGUUGUCAAUCUAAUGAACAAGAGGUUGGUUCUCAAACUAACGGAGAUAGUUUACUUUCAUUUACAAUUAAAAGAAGUGGUGCUAUCCUUUUUGGUCAAUUUAUUAAUAGAAUGCUCUCAAAUAAAAUUAUUGCUUUUAGUGAUGUAGAGGAUUUAGGUGUAGUGUCAAGUAUAAACUAUGUUGGUAUUAAUAUGCCUCAUUGCAGUCAAUGUUUGUUAGACCCAGACUUUUCAGUUCUUGUUGAUCCCCAAUUUGAUUCAAAUGGAAGUUGUAAAAGUAAUAAGGCUUGGGUUGUCCCGGUAGCUGUAGUUGUUCCUAUUGUAGCAGUUUGUGCUCUUUCAGUUCUUGGUUAUAUUGUUUUAAAGAAACAUUUCUAUUUAUCAAGAGAUGGCAGAUCUUUUAAACUUACUCGUCGUGGAUCGAGACCCUCGAAAUAUAGUUUAGAUUCAAUCAAAUAA